Astrephomene gubernaculifera is the source of this 383-nucleotide messenger RNA. NCBI's taxonomy places the organism in Eukaryota, Viridiplantae, Chlorophyta, Chlorophyceae, Chlamydomonadales, Astrephomenaceae. The record is from the annotation of a GenBank genome assembly.
GAGGGGGCGCCCGAGGGGGCGUCGUGGACAUGGUCCUACCCCUACCACUACGCCCCCCUCAUGUCCGACCUGGCCAGCCCCCGCAUCCAGGCCCUGGCGCACCGCGGCCGCAGCACCACCCGCCUGGCCUGCCCGCCCCUGCGCCUGCCGCGCCAGCUGGCCGACCCCGGGGGGUGCGGGCUGGAGGGCUGGGCGCCGCCGCACGGGCCCGUGCGGCCGCUGCUGCAGCUGCUGUGCAUCCUGCCACCCAGGAGUGCCCAGUCUGCCCUCCCAGCCGACCUGGCAUCCAUGCUCCUCAUAGCGCAUGAGCUGGAGGAGGACGAGGAGGAGGAGGAGGGGGAGGGGGAGGAGAGGCGGAGUGGAGGGGAGGAGGAGGAAGCGGA